AGUCGUUCUUUCUAUUUCUGCACCUAUCGCUAGGGAUUGGAAACUGGAUGAAAAGUCCAUCUGUUCCUUCUUCCAUGCUUUCCUGAUCUCUAUCAUCUUAUGCAAUUGCGACCCUCACAAAUCAGUCACCUGCCACGAGAAGCUUCUGUCAUGCUCCUCCAGAACCUCUAUCUUCUUCCCCUGCUUUUUCUCCUUCCCCUCUUGUCAUGGAGUUUCUACCUCUCUCGCAAAAUCAGAAUCAGACUCCGGCCAAAGACAAUCCCCCUCUCGGUAAACUACCACUUCACGCGCAAAUGCAACUACGAAUGCGGCUUCUGUUUCCAUACCGAUACAAACAGCUACAUCGCUCCAGUCAAGGAUGGCAAUGCCGCUCUCAAGCUCCUUGCUCAGGCUGGCAUGAGAAAGAUCAACUUCGCGGGUGGUGAACCGUUUUUGUACCCAGGCCACCUUGGAAAAAUGGUUGACUUCUGCAAGGAAAUUUUGAAGCUGGAAUCUGUCUCGAUCGUAUCCAAUGGGUCGAAGAUCACUGAAAGCUGGAUCAAAGCCCACUCAAAGAAUGUCGACAUAUUGGCCAUUUCUUGUGACAGCUUCAACGAAGAAACCAACAUUGCGAUCGGUCGUGGAAAGGGCACGCACAUCAAGCAGUUGUAUCGGAUCGCCGACUGGUGCCGCGACUAUGGCAUUCUUUUCAAACUCAACUCUGUGAUCUGUCAGUACAAUUGGAAAGAGGACAUGAACGAACACAUUGCUCGCUUACAACCGUACCGCUGGAAAUGCUUCCAAGUCCUGCUCGUGGCUGGCGAGAAUGAUUCCGACAAGACUAAGCGCGAUGUGAGAAACUUCUUGAUCUCCGACGAAGAGUAUGAACAUUUCUGCCGCAACCAUGACAAGAACGCAUGCUUCGUGCCCGAACCAAACAAUCUCAUGGCCAAGAGCUAUCUGAUUCUUGACGAGCAUUUGAGAUUCUUGGACCGCACAGGCCAAUGUCCAAGUGGAUCGAUUUUGGGGGUGGGUGUGAACAAGGCACUGAGCAGUGUGUUUUGGGAUACCAAUGGCUUCGAAGAGAGGGGAGGAAUCUAUGCUUGGAACGAAGAACAGGUUCGAAAGAAGCAAGAAGAUGAGCUGACUACGGCUAUCAAGACGCAGUUGGGCGCAAGUGUCAGUGGGAGUUGUGGAGGACCUGGAGGCCAGAGCGGCAAAAGUGCUGACAUGGAGGACAUUGGCGUCAGACCGCUUCCAUGACCCAUCACGGUGCGCUGAAAGACCCAGUGUGUUUGGAAAACGCAGGAUGCAUUGGAGUGUCUGAAGAAGGAUAUGUUGGAAUGUUUCGAGAACGCAGGAAUGUUGAAGUCUAGACGAAGUAGGAUAAAUUGGAGUGAUCGGAAGACGCAGAAUACUCACUCAAUUGGUACACA
Molecule: messenger RNA, 1415 nt
Organism: Exophiala viscosa
Lineage: Eukaryota; Fungi; Ascomycota; Eurotiomycetes; Chaetothyriales; Herpotrichiellaceae
Product: radical SAM domain-containing protein
Exons: 2
Coding region: 100-1242 (380 amino acids)
Molecular function (GO): catalytic activity; 4 iron, 4 sulfur cluster binding
Source: RefSeq, a predicted model, not a curated record